AUGCUAAUAAGGUCUUUUAUUCUAAUAGCUUUCGUGAGCUCUUUAAAUCUUCGCAAAAACUUAGGGAGUCUUUAUUUAACAGAAGGUGAGCCAUAUGAUCUUCUUUUAUCAGACUACUUUUCUGGAGACAACUUAUCGUUUUCAAUAGCAGACACCAACAUGACUAAUAACUCUGCAAAAAUAGAAAAUCAAUGCGAUUUUCAUCAUUUAUCUACGACUCCCUAUGAAAAGCUAGAGAAAUCUUGGCCCUCUUGGAAUGCUCAGCCUUUUAUAAUGUGGCAAGAUAUCAAGGUUCAAGUUAUUGUGGGAUUCAACCAAAAUUAUUUAGCUGCUUAUAAAUUUUCGGCGUUAACAGAAGAAUCAAAGCUUAUUUGAAGUACAACUCUAAGUACAGAGCACAAAAAUUCUCAAAUUCAAGCAAUUGCGCCACUGAGAGCUAAUUAUGGCGUCAAUUAUCUGGCUGUAUUAAUAAAACAGCAAGAAAGCAAUGGUUUAUGAAGAAAUGAUAUAUAUAUGAUUAAAGUGCAGGAUGGCUAUAUUUUCCACGACCCUGAAAAAUUAAAUUUAAAUGAAAUUGCCUACGCUUCAAAAAUUGUAAUGGGGCAUGGAAAUAUGCAUAAGUAUUUUCCCAUCUAUUGCGAAUUUCAUAAAAUUUCAAGCAUUCCUAAUGUUUUAAAUAUUUAUGAAAUAAGUAAUUUUCAUGAACCUAUUUUAGUGCAAUCUAUUUCAAAUUAUGAGAAAAUAGCAUCUAUGAGCAGUUCUCUUUCUAUAAGAAGUAUCUUAACAGCUACUCAGCAUAUGUACAUUUUAGAUUCAAAUUAUGGUGUUAUUUCUUUUUAUAUAACCUGGCCAUUAGAAACUUUUGAAGAAGAAUUAAACAUAAAUUUAAGUUAUUUCGGAGAACUCUAUUCAAUGGAAUUUACAGAUUUAUGAAAAAUGAUAAUAAAGGCUAGCUCAGGAAUCGUAGUAAUUGAAAGAUUUGGAGGAAAGCUAGGAAUAAGAAGAUUUUGGAAAAAUCAAGAAAAAGGCAUGUGAAUCCAGGGAUAUGAAUGCCAUAACUACUAUUUCCUUCAAUCAUCAAGUGGAAUAUUGUCGAUAUUUUCCAUAUCUAAAGAAAAUCAAUUCGAAGCUACUUAUAAAAUUAAUUUGAAGAGUUUAGAUAAUCAUGGUGAUAGAAAUAUCCCACGCAUAUUUUGUGAUAGAGAAAAAAACUCAUAUUACUUCCAAAGAUUUGGAGAAGAGGGACUUAAAGCUUAUAGUAUUAAUUUAAAAGAAUGAAAGCUAAGAAUUUUAGGAGACUUAUUUUAUGUGAAGGUUACAGCAAAAGACGAUGACAGCCACGAAAUAUCAGAUAUUUUAAACGUCAUUUCAAUUCCAAAAAAUUCUGAUAAGAUUUUUGCACUAGAAAAGGGGCGACUAAAAGUGCCUGAGCCGAUAGAUUUACAAAUAUAUGAAAAAAACUCAAUAAUAUUAUUCUCUCCCUCCACUUAUUUUUCAGGACCAAACCUUACAUGUGAGUUUAUUUUCCCAUAUUCUGAAAAAUUCAAAUAUGAAAUUUCUAAUCUAACCAGAAUAGAAUUAGGGAAAAGCAUAACCUCUCCUGAUGGUCUUCGAAAUUUUCUAGUUGCUGAAUUUUAUCUUAUAUUAAUAAGUUUAUAACGUUUAGCAUGCGCUACGGGGUAGCCAUUUCCAGAGCUGCCACCAUAUUUGUCCACGUGUCGGACCCAUGGAGCUCUGGAUCGAUCCACUUUGUUGCGCCAGGGCACGGGCAUAUACGACGUUCACGCUUCUACGGGCUGCGUUGCCUUGCCUUCCUUUCUUGACUCAGCUCCUGCGAGUGUUCUGCCUAAGUUCACCUUCCUCGGAUGUGCUGAGAGGUAAAACUUUGAGCCUCUUGAAGUACUUUGAGCAGUGCCUCGGCUUAUCUGCCAGAGUUAAACUGCUAUUGCUGUACAGAAGUUCUCAGAAGAAAACCUAACCCCAUAAAUAAAAUUGCUUGAGGGAGAGUAAAUUAUCAGAGUUAAUUUCGCUCAAACCUAAUGCCAUUUUAUUUAUCCUAGUUGCUGAAUUAAUAUUUUAUUAUUUUUAUGAUAAUAAAGUUGAGUUAGAAGAUAUCAACUAUUUCAGAACUACUCUAAGUAUAACAAACCCAAUAAGAAUGUUGGAAAGUGGUGGAAAUUAUGUGAUUUAUUCAAAUCCAAGUGAAAAUAUAUUUCUUAUAUCAACCCUUUUAUCUGAAGGUCGAACGCUGAAUUUAUUAGAAGAAAUGGAAUCAGAGAUUGAUUGCAUGCUUUUUGAUUUCCAUAAUAACUGAUUACUAUGUGGAAAUAGCGAAAAAAUUAAUAUUUAUAGUUGGAGUGGGCUUUGAAAAAAUAUAUUUUCUUUAACUGAGAUUAUGGAUCAAAUUAAUUUUAAGUUAGAAAUUGCUGAUGCUUUUCUUAGCAAUAAUAAUGGCUUUAUUAAUAUACUUGACAGAAAUUUUGGAGCAUUUGUUAUCAAUAUGUUUGAGAGGCAAAUUAAAUUCGCAUUAAGAACGAAAGGAAUAUUUAAAAUUUUGAUACUAGAAGAAAGAAAAAUGGGACUUAUUUAUGAAGACAAAGCUGAAAUUUAUAAUUCUCUUUUUCAACUUGAAAAAACUAUAUUGUUUAAAGCAGUGGGGCCACUUACAAAUGCUUUUGUAGAACAUUCCAUUAUUUUUAUACAAAUAGGCACAAUUUUUUAUGUAUACAAUCCAAGUCUAUUGUGACAUGAUGCAUUAGUCUAUUCAUUUGAAAUCCAAAACCCAGGGAUCAUUUCUUGUGGACGAAAUAGUUGAAAUGAGUUAUUGAUUGCCAAUUAUAAUCCAGAAGCAAAACUUAUUGAAAUAUACAAGAGCCCAUUUCCAAGUAAAAAUGUUUUUCCUCCUGCUUAUGAAAUUAGCAUAAUUGCUGAUGACAUUGAUACUUUACAAAGCUCAAGCUAUAAUGAAAGUUUUUCAGUAAUUGCAUAUAAUGCUCAUGACAAAAUGGAAGCCAAUUUUUCAUUAUUGUUGCACGUUGAUGGGAACUUCCCAUGAAUAGAAAAUGACAAAUUAGUUCUUCAUGAAAAUCUACCUUAUACUAAUAGAUUUGAGGUAGAUUUAAGCGACUCAUUUUAUGGACAAUAUUUGAAUAUGAGUUUGAAUAUCAAUGGAAUUAAUAUUCAUAAUCAAACAUCAGAAAUUUUACCAGCUUUCGUACCGAAAAGAGUAGAAGUUGUAGGAGAAUAUGAAGCAAAAAAUAACUGAAUGAAAGACCAUAUUAUUCUUCCCCACACAGAAAUAGCUUUGAUAGCCAGUAAUAAUGGUUUUCUUUUUGUGAACUCAACAAGCUUUAACAAUGAAGAAAAAUUUUUGAAUAUUUCUGAGCAUACUAACCUCAAAAGUUUGACUUGCUCUUUAGUCGAAUCCUUUCCGCAUACAAUUAAAAAUUUGGCAUUAAUAGUUACAUCUUGCACUUAUCAGACUGCAAGUGAUCAUCUUUUUGUUAAAACAGUGAGAGAAUUUGCUCUCAAAAAUGCACUUAUUUUGUGGGAAAUCGAUUUUAUUAGCUUAAAAAUUACAAAUUAUAGCUUAUUAAAUAUUGCUGCGGGACCAUGAUACUUUAAAAUUGCCCCACUUGCUGAACUUGACUUUGAGCUAAUGGUUGUCAUGGGUGAUAAUAAGGUAUUUGAUUAUAAUGAUAUUUUACGAUUUAGAGGGAAAUGAAUUGAAAAUCUCAUAACCAUUCAGCUUUUAGAAACUAUAAAUUUCUUUUCAUUAGAUAUUCCAUCGUUUUCGCCUGUGUCACUUGACUACAAGGUAAAAAAUUCUCAAACUUCUUACUGAUAUCUAGCAGACAAAAAAUAUGGAAUUAGAGUUUUAGAAACUAAUAAUAACCAAAGAAGCCGUUUGGUAGGAGAGCUUCCAUAUCUAAAUAUUCAUAGCAAUUUCAUAGCAUUUGGUAUUUGUGGAGAUAUUUUAUAUCUUUCUUCAUUUAUGUCAGCAAUAUUGUCUUAUAAGAUAAAAGACUACAUUUAUUUUGAAAAAGACUCUGAUUAUAAUAUUUUGAAAUGAUCAGAAGGUGCCUAUAUUGGAGCACAUAGUCCUAUUAUAUGUUCAAUGGAUAAUCGAUAUUUUGUAGCCCACACAUUCGAUUCAAAAUCCUUAUUUCUAACUAUUUUUGAUACAAAAUCUCAAAGCAAUUCGAAUCUCUACCCUAACUUUUAUCUCUCUCUUCCUUAUCUCGCUCCAGAGAUACUAAAGACAAGGUUUAUCACUGAAAAUGAAAUUUCUGCAAUUUUUUAUUCUAGUUUUACAUAUAGAAGACUCAAGAUAAAUCAAAAUUCUAUAAUAUUUCCUAAUAUGAACAUAAAUGAGUAUAAUGAAAUGAUAAGUGAAUGGGGAACUGAGAAUUUUAGCAUUACAAUUACUGCAGAAAAUAUGAACAAUGUUGUUAAUUCUUCGACCAUUUAUUUUACACGUGAGAUAGAUUCAGAGACUUUAGCUCAAAGCAAUUUUACCGAUUGGCUGGUAAGAUUUUUAAUUCUUAUUGCAAUUCUAGCUGUUUUCGCAGCAAGCGUAAACUUUGCUAAAAGAAUUGGGUCAAAGCAUAAAAUAGUUCAAGCAUACUUUGAUGAAAAAGCAUUGAGUGGCAUAAAUAAGAAUUAA
This is a messenger RNA of Blepharisma stoltei, 4666 nucleotides long. The record is from the annotation of a GenBank genome assembly. NCBI's taxonomy places the organism in Eukaryota, Ciliophora, Heterotrichea, Heterotrichida, Blepharismidae.